This is a messenger RNA of Aspergillus udagawae, 1362 nucleotides long. RefSeq lists its product as uncharacterized. The transcript has 5 exons. Gene Ontology annotation, molecular function: transmembrane transporter activity. The record is from RefSeq and is a predicted model, not a curated record. NCBI's taxonomy places the organism in Eukaryota, Fungi, Ascomycota, Eurotiomycetes, Eurotiales, Aspergillaceae. Bases 1 to 1362 code for a protein of 453 amino acids. Gene Ontology annotation, cellular component: membrane. Gene Ontology annotation, biological process: transmembrane transport.
AUGCUUGAAGAGGCCUCUCCACUACUUGGUGGACAGCAGAAAGCGGCGUCGAGGUGGUCAUCAAUCUACUGGCUGUCUACUGUCGUCUUCUGCCUGUCCGCUGCGGGGUCCAUUCUCAAUGUACCUCUAACGCAACUCAUCGAAGAAAACAUCUGCAGCCGAUAUGUUCAGCAAGGCGCUCCGAUUGAGCGGCACUGCAAGACUGACGAGAUUCAGUCAAGGUUGGCUUAUCUCAAUGGCAACCUCUCCCUCGUGGAGGCCGUUGUCGGACUUUUUGUUGCAUUUCCAUUUGGUGUCCUGGCCGACAGAGUUGGUCGAAAACCGGUCAUUUUUCUAUCGGUGAUUGGAACCUCACUUGCCCUGGCCUGGGAAUUAGUUGUUAUUGCGUUUCCAAAGAUAGUUCAGGUUCAGGCAAUCCUGGCUGGUCCGUUGUUUACGGUAGUUGGGGGUGGAAACACAGUGCUCCUCGCUAAUCUGUACUCGAUCGCGUCGGAUUUGGUGGCUCAAUCAGACAGAGCUUCCGCCUUCUUCCUGAUGGCAUUCUCCAGCCUAGUGGGUGCCUGUCUUGGCCCAGCGCUUUCCUCCGAGCUCAUUGAAACUUUUUCUCCUUGGAUUGCGGCCUUAGCCAGUUUCUUCGUCAACUUGAUCUCUUUGAUUCCGCUGUUCUUCGUACCCGAAACUCUGUCUAUAUCGAUACCGGACUCUAACACCCCCGAUGAUAAUUUCGAUCCGGAAGAAUCACAGCCCGACACUCUCAAGUUCCACUUAUCUCAGUCCCUUCAACUCCUCAUCGCUUCCCUCGAAUCGCUCAAGUCUUAUUCUAUGGCCCUCGUCUUGUCCACAUUUCUCACGAUCGUGCCCGGGAUCCUGGGCACUUCUCAGUUCAUGGCCCAGUACAUAAGCAAGCGCUUCGACUGGCCACUCGCCGAAACGGGCUACCUACUGACGCUCCGUGGGGUCAUUCACAUGGCCGUCCUGCUCUUUAUACUACCGCUCCUCUCCAAGCUGCUUUUGCGAUAUCGCAAUCCAGCCGUCAAGGAUUUGAUACUCGCACGUGCAUCGGUUGUAUUCGCCGCUGUCGGGGCGCUUUGCAUGGCGGCGCCGCAGAUAUGGGUGGUAAUGGCUGGGCUAGCGGUGCAUAGUUUAGGGUCGGGUCUGGCCCCGCUGUGUCGCUCACUUGCAACUACCUAUGUGGCACCACAGGACACGUCUAAACUAAACACGGUAAUUGGCAUAGCUGAAACAACAGGAUCGCUAUUCGCAGGGCCUGCCCUUGCCUGGUUGUUUGAGACCGGGAUGAGGCUCGGAGGCCUAUUGUUUGUUCGGACCCCUCCCCUGGAAGAGGUGAGGGACAGUGACUAG